AUGUUUUUUUUAAAAAAAAAACAUAAUCUAAUAAAAAGUAUAUUAGUCGAUCAUGCCAUCCUAAAUGUGUUGGAUGAGAUCAAAAAAAUAGAAGGAAAAUAUAUUGAUAUUUAUACAUGGCUUGAAGUUCCUCCAACUUCUUCAUUUUCUGAACUCAAUGCUAUCCUUCGACGAAAGACAGUCGAAUGGCAUCCUUCUACAAACCCACGGUAUACUUCUACCUUUAAAUGUCUUGAAAAGGCUGCCCCUCUUUUGCGCAACCCUGACAGUCGUGAACGCAUUGAUCAUUUUUAUAUCUAUGGCAUUCCUUUUUGGCGUGGCUUCAAGUACCAUUUAAAUCAAUGUCGCAAAAGCUUUUGGGUUAUGAGUAUCGUUAUGAUAUUUAUUACUGGCAUGAUGGAGUAUAUGUCUGUUUACUUGGCGUAUCUUAAAGAAGCUCACAUACUUCAUCAGUUUAUCAAGUCGAGUCAAAGAUUGAUUGAUAUGAGUCCUCAGCGCGUACAAUUCAAAAAUCACAAAAGCUAUAUUGACCUUGGUGAUCGUGUACUUACCUGUAAAAUACGAUCGGAUCGGACCAUAUGGGUGAUAAACGAACAAGGCGAAGAAGUAUUAUUUGGAUCCGAUUGGGUAAAGAGGCCAAGUAUGAUAGAAAACAUAUUUUGGAUGCGAUGGAGUUCAAAGUUGCAAAAGACAAUCCUGUCCAAGACUUAUUCUGUAAAAGACAAGAAGAAGUCCGGGCUACACCAACAAGUGAAAGGUUGA
Messenger RNA from Phycomyces blakesleeanus NRRL 1555(-), 762 nucleotides. RefSeq lists its product as hypothetical. NCBI's taxonomy places the organism in Eukaryota, Fungi, Mucoromycota, Mucoromycetes, Mucorales, Phycomycetaceae. The coding region runs from base 1 to 762 and encodes 253 amino acids. The record is from RefSeq and is a predicted model, not a curated record. The transcript is spliced from 3 exons. Gene Ontology annotation, cellular component: endomembrane system.